AUGCUGACCGCACUCGUCCCGCAAGAGCUGCCUGGGCUCCCGAGGUGGAUGCCCGCGGCUCCCGCGCGUCGCCAGGAUUCCUCAGGUUCAUCUGGCUCCUACCACACAGCUCCGGAUUCUCCAGAGCCCCCGGACUUUGGGCCGGACGCUGAAGGCCAGGAGAAUUGGCCCUGCGUGGUACCUAGGCGGGGGGUGGAUACGCAGCCUCGCCUGUCUGUCAGCUCCCAGAAUAGCAGCCAGCAGAUCUGGUGCGGCUCGGGUUUCCCUCGAGGUCCGGGCUUCCGCCCGCCACCACCCCAGCCCCAGCUGCGCAUGCUGCCGUCGGGGGAGAUGGAAGUCAUCUUCAGCGCCAGGCCUCUGUUCAGCAGCUCAGAUUCCGAGGACUGCGAGGUGCAAGAGCUCAUGGCGCCGGCUUUAAGCAAACCGUCGCUGCCGGAGCCAGCGUCAUCCUCCCCUAUGCAACUGCAGCCCCAGUCCCCGGACGGUGGCUCCCGCUGGGCCACCUAUCUGGAGCUGCGGCCCGGUGGGCCAAGUCCUGUGGCCUCAGCGCAGUUCGAGUGUGUGGAGGUGGCGCUGGAGGAGGAGCACACCGCUCCAAGCAGGCCCAGGACCGUGCCGAAGCGUCAGAUCGAGCUUCGCCCCCGGCCCCCAAGUCCCUCGAGAACGGCUGGCGCGCCGCGCCCCCCACUGUUCCUGCGCACUGGCUCCCUAGACGAGUCAAUGGGACGCCUGCAGGCUGCUGCAGGCCUAGUGCAGACAGCAUUGGCCAGAAAAAUGGGUCCCACUGCCCCGGAGCCAAGCAGCACCACCUUUCGGCCCACUGAGCGGCCAGAACCUGAGACUCGGGAAACGUCCGGCAGCACCCACGUGGUCCUGGAAGAGGCUAAGUCUCGGCUACUUCGAGAUCAAGAUAAUCUGGUCCGGGCGAGAGCCCCGCGGCCUUGGCCCAGCCUACGCGAGCGCGCGAUUCGGCGCGACAAGCCCAUGCCCGGCACCGAGCCUUUGGGUCCUGUUAGUUCCAGUAUCUUCCUGCAAUCGGAGGAAAAGAUCCAGGAGGCACGAAACCAGGAACCCAAGACUCGGUUCCCACGAGAGACCCCGAAUCGAACCUUUCUUAGGGCACAUAGUCCACCUUUUAAGUCUAGGGACCCCUCGGAAAUUCCGAGUAGGUCUGUGAGGCCAAGGAGCCCUUCUCCAUUGUGGCAGGCUCCAAAUGGGGCCGAGCGGGGUCCUCACUGCCCGUCCCCACGGGAUCAGACUGAACGGAGGGUGAGUAGCCCGUCUUUCCCUGAAGCAUCGUCUGCUUGGGAAAAUCAGAAUCCCUCUGUGGAGGAAACUUCCAGCAGGAGGACCCCUUCCCCUCCAACUCUUUCCCACUGGAAUCAGGGUGCUCCUGGAGUAAGGAGCUCACCCCCCGAAGUUCCUUCCCUGUGGGACGCUCCGCAACCAGCAGUAGGAGAGGCUGUAGGGCCGGGUACAAGCCGGUCUUCGUUGGCCUUGUUCCCUUGGGAGGCGGAAGAUCGUGCUGUUGGAACGCGGAGCCCAUCACCCCAAGGGACAGGGGGUCCCAUGGUCCAGGGCUCGUCGACAGCGUUUACGCGGGAAGCUAUGAAUGGUGUAGCUGAGGAGUUGGCACCGCCUACACCAGCCGCACCCGGGACUCCAGAACUUACGGAGGUGCAGAGCACCCCCACGCGAGAGAGUCCGAAUCUUGUCCUCACAAGCACCGAGCCAUCGCCAAAGACAGAGGCCCCUGAGCCGCCCCUGAGCAGUCACGUCGUGAGGACCCUGGACGCUGAUGUGCGCCCAGAAGCUUUGUACUCUGAAGUGGCCUCUGGACGCUCACGCGUGGCUGUUCCGCGGCCGCGAGAUGUGCGCAAGAUAGUUAAGACCACGUACGCUCCAAGCUUCCCAUCCGGAAGCCCAAGCUCAGGGCUACCUGGGCCUCCUUCGGAUUCUAGCGGGGAGGAGGGCGAUGCAUCAAAGACGCCAGAGCAUCAGGUGCUGGGGUCCCCCGCACCAGCUCACUACACUUCCGUUUUUCUCAAGGAUUUUCUGCCGGUCGUGCAGCACCCCUACGAGUCCCCUGAGCCAUCCCACGACACAGUCCCACGGGACGCCUCGCAGCCCAACGGGGUCUUGCGGCGGAGGGCAGAGAACAGCACAGCCAAACCCUUCGCGCGCACUGAAAUCCGCUUGCCUGGUGCUUUGGCCUUAGGCGGGCGGCCAGAGAGGAUCUCGAGAGUCCUAGUCCACAGUCCGGGCGGAGAGAAUCCGGACGCCAAAACACAGCGCCUGGUUCCCGACGGCGAGGGUCGGACCAGCCCCCUAGGCGGCGCUCGCAGCUCACCCCAGCGGUCCUCUUUAGGACCCUCAGUGACGCGACUAUCCUGCCCCGGCUCCCCUCAGGCAUGCCCUAACUCGAGCCCUGGGAUUGCACCCAAACUAGAGGCCCCUGCUGCGACCUCCGAAUCCGCAGCUUCCCCCGCUCUGCGGGAGUCCCAGGCGUUGGCCAGCAUGACAGCUCGGCCCCAGCCCCGCGCUGCUUCUGCACCUCCCACGGACCGGUCCCCUCAAGGCCUCUCCCAGGCAAUGCUCAGGCCUCUGGGAGCCACGCACCCGGGGAAGGUCCUAGUGGACCCAGAGACUGGCCGCUACUACUUUGUGGAGGCGCCGCGGCAGCCGAGGCUGCGGCUGCUCUUCGACCCCGAGAGCGGGCAGUAUGUGGAGGUGCUGCUACCGCACUCAUCCCCCAGGCAGCCCAGCCACAUCUACACCCCGCUAUCCCUGGGGCCUGGCCUCUACCCGCCUGCCUAUGGGUCUAUUCCUGGCCUCUCACUCCCGCCAUCCUCGGGCCUGCCUGCCCUCAGCAGCUCCCAGCUGCCCUGGGCCUCUGAGGCAGGACCCCUGGACGGGAUGUACUACCUCCCCAUGAGCGGGACUCCCAGUCCCGCUCCAUCUCUGCUCCUCUGUGCCCCACCUGCCCGCUCGGAUCAUCCCACCCAGCCUAGCAAGGGCUCUGUGUUCCCGUUGUGA
Molecule: messenger RNA, 3036 nt
Organism: Marmota flaviventris (yellow-bellied marmot)
Lineage: Eukaryota; Metazoa; Chordata; Mammalia; Rodentia; Sciuridae
Gene: Prob1
Product: proline rich basic protein 1
Cellular component (GO): nucleoplasm
Source: RefSeq, a predicted model, not a curated record